Molecule: messenger RNA, 609 nt
Organism: Daldinia decipiens
Lineage: Eukaryota; Fungi; Ascomycota; Sordariomycetes; Xylariales; Hypoxylaceae
Exons: 1
Coding region: 218-544 (108 amino acids)
Source: RefSeq, a predicted model, not a curated record
GAGAACGUGGGAAAGUUGAAAAGAUGAAGGGCUUCUAAAAAAUAGAAUAUUGCUGUCAACAAGCAGUCGAAGAUGGUCUUGAUUGGGUCUGGGUCGACACGCGAGUCUAGUCUAAAAGACCGUUGAGAAUAUUACGUUUAGGAGUAGAUAUUGACUGAGUUACAGAUGCUGCAUAGAUAAGACUAGCAGUGCCGAGCUCUCGGAAUCUAUCGACUCGAUGUUCAGAUGGUAUAAGGAAGCAUCUGUCUGCUACACCUAUCUAGCCGACGUGAAGCAUAGCUCUCUAUCGACGAUCGAGAGUCAGAUAGCUGAGAGUCGCUGGUACGAGGGCGGAUGGACGUUGCAGGAGCUAAUAGCACCCGAAAAUGUCAUCUUCUACUCUGAGAAUUGGUUCCAAAUUGGGACAAAGUUACAACUCUCGGCUCUCAUAUCUAAUAUUACUGGUAUCGAGGAGACGUACCUGGACAACUCGAACACCCAAAACGCUAGUAUAGCACAGCGUAUGUCCUGGGCGGCAAACAGGAAAAGUAAUAGCAUAGAAUAGGUAGAGAUUAUGCAUGACUAAGUUGUUCCUGAGUGUCUAGGUACCUGCCACUCAGUACUGUAUAC